Messenger RNA from Microsporum canis CBS 113480, 480 nucleotides. RefSeq lists its product as uncharacterized. Lineage: Eukaryota; Fungi; Ascomycota; Eurotiomycetes; Onygenales; Arthrodermataceae. The coding region runs from base 1 to 480 and encodes 159 amino acids. The record is from RefSeq and is a predicted model, not a curated record. The transcript has 3 exons.
AUGUAUCCCCCAAGCCCACCGAGUUCAUUAUAUUCCUUUGGGGACGCCUCGAUAGAGGUCCAAUAUGGAAGUCCUCCCCCUAACCCACAAGAUUUGCAAGUCGACACCACAAGAGAUGACCAGAGCCAAGCUGAAAUAUCUGAAGCAGAAGCCAUGGGAGACGAAGAGAGCCGGCUAUUCGCUAUUGACCCCUUUGAAGGGACUGCUCUUGAAAGCGCACACAAUGUGCUACAAGAGCACGACAACGAACGUAUAAGCCCUGGACCCGAUUCGUCUGAUCAGACAGCCCCUCCCAGAAAGCGUCAGAGGUGUGAUGCUGAUAGCUCAUGUCCGCCCAUACUUCCGUUUCCGGCUACCCAUGGAAUAGGUGGCCAAGCUGCUGCAUCCGACCAUGAGCAGAAGCCUAAGCACGGUCUUGACGAAGAAGACAAAGUUGAGGCAGAGGGUGACGAAACUGCGGACAAAGUGCCGCAGAAUUAG